AUGCCAUCUUCACAGCAGCACGGGCGCGAGUGGCACCGGUGUACUGGCUGCGGCGUAGACAGGUCACGUUCGGACUCGGGGCGCAGCCGAAGACUGCAGGCCGUCGCCGAAGAAAGUGAUAGUCCCAACACCACCCGUCGGCGAACAACACAACAGCACGAGCAACAGCGGCAGCUACAGCAACAGCGAGAGCCCCCAACGCAACAGCAGCAACAGCAGCAAAAACAACAAAGAAGACAACCGCAGCCCCCUCAGGGCGUAUCCCCUUCUUCAGGUGGAAGAAGCGUGGGCGCGGCGGUAGCGCCGCGAACGCAAUCAGCGGCACCCAUCUCCAUAGAAUCUAUCGCGUCAACGCUAGAGAGCGGCCAGAGCCAGACCUCCUCCGCCAGAAGCAAUGGCAACAAUCCUAGCGACCAACAGCAGCAACAGGUCUGGAGAGACAGCAGCUUUGAUCAACGCGGCAGGGGCGACGCCGCGGCGGCAGGUCUUCGUUCGCGAAACACUGAGGAGCCGGGGUGGGUGGGCGAUGAUCAGGAACCAGGCUACGACGACGGCCGGAAUGGGUUCCCGGGCGGGAGAGCGGGGGUGGCAAAUGCAGCCCGUGACCCGGGGGUUGUGGAAGGUGGGGACAUCGUGGGUGAGGAGCAGUCCAAGGGGAACCCCAACAAAUUGUCUCUCAGAAAGCGGAGGGCGAGGGAAAGGAAGAGGGAGACGCCGGAAGAGAAGCAAUUGCAGAACGAGGUCGCUCUAGCGCUGAAGGCCGACUCCGCCGAGGAGACGCUUCGGUCGUUCAAUACGGCCAUGGAGAUGGGAGUUGCGCUUAGGGCCAACCUGCUCCGGGGUGUCCUGAACCAGUGCGCCAAGGCCGGCCUGAUGGACGACUGCAUGAGGGUCGUCAUGGAGAUGAAAGAGAGGGGCAUGGUGAUCGAGGAGAACACGUACGUGCCGCUUAUCCGCGGCAUGGUGAGCCAUGGCAACUGUCACGACGCUUUCGAUCUCAUCAAAGACAUGGUGAACCAGGGGGUGCAGCCCAGGCUGAGGUGUUACGAGCCGGUCAUCGCGGAAAUGUGCCGCGAGGGGGGUAUGGACGCUGCCAGAGAGGUGUGGGAGCACAUGGAGCAGCAAGGCGUCAUUCCGCGCGAGGAGCAAUACGUCAACUACCUCUGCGGCCUCAGCGUUGCCGGCGAGCUGUGGGACAACGCACGCUCCGGAAAGCUGGACGAGAAGCUGCUGGAGAUGUCCUACCACGCCAGGAACCUUACGAUGGGCCAGGUAGAACAGCUGGAAGAGCACUUCAACGCGGUCCCACUAGCGGCGACGCCUUCAAUCCCCAUCAACGGCGAUGCCGGUGCGGUGGGGGACACGAAUGCCUUCGCUAUCACGGAGGCGGUGAAAUCGUCCGUUCCGCUAGCGCGGAGAGUUAAGGUCGCCGGCGGGCACGAGAUCGAUGACGACAGCUGGACGAGAGAGUGGUCCAGCAGAAAGCCGACACGCGCCGAACGGCCCCACAGCUGCCCCGCCUGCGGCGGGGCCCUCCGGGCCGUCGGCCUAACUGAUGGCGAGAGGGCGAGGAUCCGGGAAACGCUGUUCGGUCUGGCAGGACUGCAGGUCAAGAAGCACGCGAGAAGCAGGCACACGAAGAUGCUUGCGAGGAGCCGGCAGCGCCAAGGCAACGAGAACCCCUUCUACAGCUUCACGGACGAGGACCAGAAGGAACAGCUGCAGAUCUUCGUCGACUGGCUGCACGCGCAAAGGGCUGACGGCAAGACCUACACGGCCGUGAUCGACUCUGCUAACGUUGCCUACCACAAGGGGAGCGCAUUUCAUUUCAGCUUACCCCAGGUGGACCUGAUGGUACAAGCGCUAGAGGCCAAGGGGGAGCGACCGCUAGUUCUGAUCGCCGAGAAAUACAUCGACCGCGUGGGGGACCUCUACGAUAACUCGCCCGCACGGGGCGGGUUCAGGUACAUGUCCAACCCUCUGAACAAGGCUAUUGUCAAGCGAUGGCGUGCCAAGUCUCAGCUUUACGAGUGCUCUGACGAGGCGUCGGACGACUGGUACUGGAUGUACGCGACCGUUGCGUUCGACGAUAUUCCCAUGACGGUCAUCUCCAACGACAGGACAAGAGAUCACCGCAUGUCUUUGGCCGAGACGGUGCCGUACCUGCGGUGGAGGACCACGCAGCUCGCCCAGUUCGAGCUUACAUACCCUCUAAAGGAUAUCAUGGGAAAGGGCUUAAAUCCGCAAGGCUGGCCAGCGAACCCCCCACAGGUUGCCAUCCAGCCGCCCCCCGCCUUCACGCGAGACGUGCAGAAGAGCGAACAGGGGUGUUGGCACGUGCCCGCCGGGGCCGACGAUGAGUGGCUGUGCAUCGACGUCCAGCGGGGAUUGAGAAUGGGGCUCGACAAGCUCAUGCCCACCCCGCGAAAGACCCACCCGAAUAUACAUGCGGACAGUCCUCCGGGAGAAACCAACGACGGCAGUGCGAGGGAUGUUGCUAUGGUUAGCUCUGGCGGUGGUGCUCGUACUGGUGGUGCGGAAGAUGACACGCUUAGAAAGGUCGGGGGGCUACUGCAGUCCAUGCGAGUCAGGAAGCAGCAUUCUCGCUCCUCCCACUCCACCCAGGGAACGGUCGAAGAGGCAGCGGUGGCAGCAAAGCGGGCGGCCGCACGAGCCAGGGCCGACGCCACCGCAGCCGACGCGUUGGUAGCCGAGGCACUGUUCGCCGAUGCUCAGACCACCGGUGGUGUCUCAAGAGACUCGCCGUACGCCAGAGUGCUAGCUGCAGAUGCCGCGAGGGUGAAGGAUCGAGGUGAAGAUGUGGGUUCAGCAGCAGCCGCAGCAGCGAUACCCCCAGCGCCAGUACCGGCAGCACCAAAAGCAACGCCCAGGGACCCUGACUCAAUAUCAACAACCACGGGGGGGGCAGCUUCGCAGCCACCAGGAAUCAGACAUACGGGAGAGCGAGGGGCAAGAGCAGUACUCCCCCCGGAGACAUCCAGAUCAACCGCGGCUGAUGCUAUAGAGGACUCUCUGAAGGAAGACGGCGCAGAAGAACGCGUAUCCGACGUCGAUGAAACUGCCUCUGAGAACGAGCAGCACCGUCAGCGCUGGUCGUCCAUGAAAGUGGUCUCCCUGAAAGAAGAGCUUCGAAGUCGUGGCCUGAAAGUUUCGGGCAAGAAGGCGGAGCUCGUGGAGCGCUUGUUGCGAGCGUGA
This is a messenger RNA of Ectocarpus siliculosus, 3216 nucleotides long. Lineage: Eukaryota; Phaeophyceae; Ectocarpales; Ectocarpaceae. The record is from the annotation of a GenBank genome assembly.